Chelonus insularis is the source of this 3015-nucleotide messenger RNA. RefSeq names its product V-type proton ATPase 16 kDa proteolipid subunit (gene Vha16). Gene Ontology annotation, biological process: proton transmembrane transport. The record is from RefSeq and is a predicted model, not a curated record. The transcript has 3 exons. The coding region runs from base 180 to 680 and encodes 166 amino acids. Gene Ontology annotation, molecular function: proton-transporting ATPase activity, rotational mechanism. Gene Ontology annotation, cellular component: proton-transporting V-type ATPase, V0 domain; membrane. NCBI's taxonomy places the organism in Eukaryota, Metazoa, Arthropoda, Insecta, Hymenoptera, Braconidae.
GACUGUAUAGCAGAUUCUCAUUUGACAGUGCUACUAGUUUAGUGAAGAGGGUGUGUGAGGAUUGAUUCUUAGCAGAAGACACGAGAUCGUGUUAUUAAAAUCGGCAACUUGUAUAUACUUGAUUUUAAAUUUGGAAUUUAAAGCGUUUUCGUGCAAAUAGCAAUUAAUAUAAAUCCACAAUGAGUUCAUCAGGACUUGCAGAAGAUAGUCCUAUCUACGGACCAUUUUUCGGUGUUAUGGGCGCCGCCUCCGCCAUUAUAUUCUCUUCUCUUGGAGCGGCGUAUGGAACAGCUAAAGCUGGUACAGGAAUCGCCGCUAUGUCGGUGAUGAGACCUGAACUUAUCAUGAAGUCUAUUAUUCCUGUUGUUAUGGCGGGUAUUAUUGCCAUUUAUGGUUUAGUUAUAGCAAUUCUUAUCGCAGGUCAAUUACAUCCACCUACGCAAAAUUAUACCUUGUUUGCGGGUUUCAUUCAUUUGGGUGCUGGAUUAGCCGUUGGAUUUUCUGGUUUAGCAGCUGGAUUUGCUAUUGGAAUAGUUGGUGAUGCUGGUGUAAGAGGUACAGCUCAACAACCACGUUUAUUUGUUGGUAUGAUCCUGAUCCUUAUUUUCGCCGAAGUAUUGGGUCUUUAUGGACUUAUCGUAGCCAUCUAUCUUUACACUAAAACAUCUGGUAAUAAUUAAUUGCGGGAAUCACGAAACUGUCGCCUGCAAAAGAAGAGAAAUUGCCAAGAGCAAGGCUCCCUCAAACUAUAUAAAUAUUAUCAAGAAUUUCGACGUUCCAUUUAUUCAUUGUGUGUAUUAAUAUAAUACACAUAUCCAUCAACACAUCUUUAAAUAUAUUACACGUCGAAGAUUAAAAGGUAUUAAUGAAAUUGAAAUGAAAAAAAAUAUUAAUAAAAAAAACCAGAAACGAAUGAACGAAAAAAAAAAAUAUAUAUAUAUACAUACAUACAUAUAGAUUCAGUCGCUUGUUUUACACAGUGACAAAAGAUUUAUUUAAAACUUUGCGCAUGAUUUUUAUGUAGUCAGUCUGCUGGGAGACUUUUUAAAUAAAGAAAAGAGUUUACAAUUGUUUGCCGGACAAUUUAACGUACAGUUGUAGAUACUUCAUUUUUAAUUUAAUUUUUAAUAUUAAAAAAGGAUUAAAAACUCAAAAAGACAGGCGACAGAUAAAGCAAGAGAGCAUUAACCUCGAUUCCUCCAUGUCUCAUUAAAAAAAAAAAAGAAUUUUCUCUUUAAUUGUUUAGCUAUAAUUUGUAGUAUAGUUUGUCACAAAUUAUUGAUUAAACAAUAAAUAAGUCGGCUCUAUUAAAUGUAAAAAAUACAGAGAAGAAUAUGGUUCUAUUAAUUAAUAAAAUAUUUAGCACAAUUACUGUAUUAUGCAAGUGAAGAGGAGUAAAUGUUCAGUUUAUGCAAAAGAAUAAAUCAUUAACGUAUUUACAAACAAAAAAAUAUCAGCAUAAUUACAUUAAAAAAAAAAAAAAAUAAUGACGAAGAAAUGUUUUUGAACAAACAAAGAUUCAUAUGCGGGGACUUUGUGAGUUAUCAAUUUAAAAAACGAUAUGUAUGAUAGUAUUAAGUCAAUUUGAGAGGCCGCAGACAUAAUGAAUUUGGAUAUAAAGAUAAGAAAAAAUUAAGGAAUUAUGUGUUCCAUGAUACUAUGUAUUAUCAAAGUAUCAAUUAAACUAUUUACUACAUUAAUAAUACUGUAAAGAGUCACUACAGAGGCCAGUAGUUGAUUCAAAUCCAUUUACAUUAUGUCAUGCAUAAUUUAAAGUAUCAAGGAAUGUAAAAAAAAAAAUUAAUAAUAAUAAUAAUAUUAAUUAAUUAAGAACAAGUAGAAAGAAGUGUGUACGGCAAAUAAAAAUUGUAACAAUUUGUACAUUCCAUAUGAAUUUGAGUCAUUACGAGCGGGCACAAAAAUUUUAUUAAAUUUUUGAAGAUUUCGAAGAAGAGUCCACAGAGUUGAUUGUAAGGGAGCUGACAAUCAUCUUUGUUUGAUUCUAAAAUAAUUUUUAUUAUCAAUUGUUAUAUUUUAUCUUAGUUUUUUGGAUAUCAACUUAGUGCUCGCUCGUUUAUAUUUGAUCAACGCAGUAUCUCUUAUUACUAUUACUCAAAAAGACCUUUGAGCUCAACAUAUAGACGCAUUUCCGGGCGAGAGUUUGUUUACGAUCGCGUUUGAUAAUAAUAGUUUAUUGUACAACUGGAAGAUAAGUCUGCAUAUCAUGUGGUUUCUUGCUCGAAACUGCUUCUAUAUCUGUUUAUUCAUCACUGAUAAAAUUUUCAAACAUCUGGAAAGAGAUUAAAUAAAAAGAAAUGUUUAAAAAAAUUAAAGCCUGCAAGCAGAUUGACUUAUGAUUAUCAAAAGCAAAUAAAAAUGAGCCUCGGUGAGCGGUGGUAUGUGCCCUCGUCGGAGUCUUCAUGCUAAUUCAUCAACAUCAUAUAAGUCCUUAUUAUUCCUCUUCCCCUCUCUCCCUUCAUUUAUAGAAACCUAAAAAAGUAUAUCUCGAAAAGUAAAUUACUUAUUGAAACAUUUGAAAAAAUAAAUAAUAAUAUACUCGUUACAAAUAUAUAUAUAUAUAUCUAUUUCUGCAUAGAGUGCAUGUGAUGUAUAUAACACCUUCAAUGCUUGAUGCUAUGUAAGUGCACAUAUAAAAUUUCAUAAAGGUAUUAAUCUUUACCAAUACCUUAAGUAGUACGUGUGAACAGUAUUCAAUGUGUUGAUGUAUGUUUGAAAAAGAGAGAUCGAAAAAAAGAGAGAAUGAUUAAGUGAUUAUAUUGAGCGUUUAAAUGUGAUGUAAAAGGAGAUAAAAAUUGUAAUAGAAAUGGAGAAACACUGGUAGAGGGAGGAGAGAAUGCCACCGCCACCCCUUCAAGUACUAUCUUCCAGUGUUACUAGUAGAUUUAUUGUUGAGCGCAGAGAGUGAUACUGAUUUAAUAAAUAAUUAUUUAUGUUAAAAUAUUUCUCCUCGAUGUUACAGAAUCAACCGUGUUUAAUAAAAUUUAAUUUGGACAA